Oryza sativa Japonica Group (Japanese rice) is the source of this 4607-nucleotide messenger RNA. Lineage: Eukaryota; Viridiplantae; Streptophyta; Magnoliopsida; Poales; Poaceae. The record is from RefSeq and is a predicted model, not a curated record.
GUUAGGACAACCCGUGGCGCACUGAAGGGGCAUUCACUUCACUUCUCCCUCCUCUGGAAACCCUAGAUCGGCGAGGGCGACGCAGCUAGCGAUGAAGGCGAUUCGGAGCAGGCUGCGGCGGACGGGCGGAGUGUCGUGCAGGCGAGGCGGUGACCGGCGUGCCUCUACCGUCGACUACCUCGAGCUCGAGGUGGAUCUGGGGGCGGCUUAGGCGCGGCGACCAGCAGCCACCUUGGGCGACCUCGAGGUUGCAUCGGCGAGUACCCCUCCAAUUGGGAAUCCGAAUCUGGCAGGUAUUACCUUUCGUAGUUAACUGUGUGUGCUUGCAUGGUACCAGUGGGAUUUGGGAAGUGAAAUUUUUUAUAUUGUGAGAUGCCUUUUUUAUCUGGGAUUUGAUGUAAGUUGGGAGUUUUUUAUUUAGGUAUGUAGUUGAUUAGAGGUUAUUUAGGCUUACCUCUGUGCAAAAGUUUCGAUUUGGACAUGGUAUGCAUGUGUAGGUCAAUUAUAAUAUACCCUAAAUCAGUUUUAUAUGUUGUUUAGCAUGAAGGGGAUGGACGUGUUGGACACUCUCGUGGUUAGGUUUCAUAUGAAUGGGGUUUUUCUGUUAGAUGGGAGUGAGAAGAAGUAUUGCGGUGGAUCUGAGGCUUUGUCAUAUGUAGAUAGGGAUAAGAUUUCCUUGUCGGAGUUAUUUGGACACCUGAAGGAGCAUUGCAAUAUGUUGUCAGGGACAAUGCUCCACUGGUUGUUUCCUGGUAGGGAUUUGCAAACAGGUCUAAGGGCUCUUUGUGAUGAUAAGGCUUGCAAAUUGAUGUGUGAUUGUACUGGAGAAUUGGAGGUGGCAGAUAUGUAUGUUGAAGAGCCCAAAAUUGUGGAUUUGUGUGAUAAGUCUGAUGAUGAGAGUGAUUUAUGAGGUAGAGAUGGAAUUGGAAGUUGAGAGUGAAGAAGAUGGGGAAAAAGGGGAUGUACAUGUAGAUGCAUCUAAAGGGAAAGAAGUUGACAAGGGUAAAGCAAUAGCAGAGGAGGAAACUGAUAGGAGGAUAGUUUUGUACCAAUCUGAAUCAGCACCUCUAGUUAGCCAUCAACCUUUUAGCAGUGCUCCCAAAGCUAGCCAUGAACCUUCAGACAGUUCACCCAUUCCAAAUCAGCCAACAUAUGACACUGAACCCAUAGCUAACGAUCCACCUUCUGAUAGUGAUGAAGAUAGUGACUAUAUUCCAGGGGAUGAAGCUCAGUCAGAUGAUGAUGAAGAGGCUGCUGAGAUAGAGAAACAUUACAAGAAGGUCAAGAGGAAGGUGAAGGCAGGACAGCUAGAGAACCUGGAUGACUUCUUUCUAGAGAGGGGACAACCAAGUGUGCAUGGUGGUGUUGAAGAUGCAGGGAAUGAAACCCCUUAUGCAAACAGCGAUGAGGAGGACUCAGUAGAUGAGAUUGGUAGUGAUGGGGAGGUGAGGACUAAGAGAAGUAAGGAACCAAGGUACAAGAAGAGUGAAGGUGUGCCUAAGUUUGAACUAGGGAUGAAGUUCAACUGUAAGAAGCAAUUCAAGAAGGCUAUUACAAAAUAUGCUCUUGCAGAGAAGAAAGUGAUUAACUUUAUUAAGGAUGAUGGGCAAAGGGUAAGGGCCAAGUGUGAUUGGCAUAACUGUCCCUGGGUAUGUUUGCUAUCCAAAAAUUCUAGGUCCAACAGUUGGCAAAUAGUAACAUUUGAAAAUUUGCAUGCUUGUCCACCUAGGAGGGAUAGUAGGCUAGUUACCUCUGUUAGAAUAGCAGAGAAGUAUGGAAACUUCAUAGCUGCUAAUCCUUCUUGGCUACUUGCUCACAUGAAAGCUAUUGUACAAGAGGAAAUGUUUGCAGAUGCUUCUGUGGCUAAGUUGAAGAGAGCAAAAUGGCUUGUGCAAAAGAAAAAGUUUGAGGCUACUAAGGGGCAAUACCAGCAGUUGUAUAGGUAUCAACUAGAGCUUCUUAGAAGCAACCCUGGUAGCACUGUGGUUAUCAACAGAGAGAUUGGCAUGGUUCCACCAGUCUUUAAGAGAAUCUACAUAUGCUUGGAUGCAUUGAAGAAAGGUUUCAUAGCUGGCUGUAGGAAAGUUGUGGGACUGGAUGGAUGUUUUUUCAAGAGGGCAACCAAUGGAGAGCUGCUGUGUGCAAUGGGCAGAGAUGCUAACAACCAAAUGUACCCUAUUGCUUGGGCAGUGGUUGCCAAAGAAAACAAUGAGGAAUGAGAUUGGUUUCUUGAUUUGCUUUGUGGGGACUUGAAAGUGGGGACAGGGGCAAGCUGGGUAUUCAUUUCAGAUCAGCAGAAGAUAAUAUCAUUACAAACUGCUUUUUUCACUUGUAAAUUUCCAUCACAUGUCACUGAACCUUUAUUUUUUGUAUUUCCAUACAGGGUAUCCUAAAUGCUGUUGAGAAGUGGGCACUGGAGGCUAGGGGUGGAAACGAGCCGAGCCAAGCCUUAGCUCGGCUCGGCUUGCAAUGGCUCGCAACAAGCUAGGCUUGGCUUGGCUCCUCUCGGUUAGGGAAACGAGCUAAAACAUGAGCUCGGCUUGGCUCGUUUCUUGGCUCGAGCCAGCUCGAGCUAGCUUGCAAGCCUUCCGUUGAAGCUAUAUAAUUUGUAAUCAUUAAGAAAAGCAAUAACAAAUCAUCAACAUGUAAAAUUAAAAUAACUUUAUAUAUUCAAUUCAUCAAGAUCUAGACGAUAAAUUACAUAUUAACAAAUAAUAACUCCACUACAAAAUAAAAUCAUCCAUAUAAAUAUAUGAUGGCCUAGGCUCACGAGCCAGCUCGGGCUUGGCUUGUUUUAGAAACGAGCUGAAAAGGAGGCUUGGGCUUGGCUCGUUUGGCAUUCAAGCCGAGCCGAGCUAAGCGAGCUCGAGCCAAGCCUGAGCUGAGCUCACGAGCCCGAGCUUUUUUUCCACCCCUACCUGAGGCUGAGCACAGGAACUGUGCUAGGCACAUUUAUGCCAAUUGGAAGAGGCAUUUUCCUGACAAGCAAUUCCAGAAAAAGUUCUGGAGGUGUGCAAAGGCUCCCUGCAGGAUGUUAUUCAAUCUUGCUAGGGCAAAACUUGCUCAGGUGACUCAAGCUGGAGCUCAAGCCAUACUGAACACACACCCUGAGCAUUGGAGUAGAGCCUGGUUCAGGUUAGGUUCUAACUGUGACUCAGUAAACAAUAACAUGUGUGAAUCUUUCAACAAAUGGAUUUUAGAAUCUAGAUUCUAUCCAAUCAUCACAAUGCUUGAGACUAUUAGGAGAAAGGUCAUGGUUAGGAUUAGUGAUCAGAAAUCAAAUGGUGCAAAGUGGACAAAUGUUGUAUGCCAGGGAUUGAGAAAAAACUAAAUGUUUACAUAGCUGAGUCAGCCUUUUGCCAUGCAAUUUGCAAUGGAGGUGAUAAUUUUGAGGUUAAUCACCAUGACCAUAGGUUUACAAUACAUUUGGACAAAAAGGAAUGCUCUUGUAGGUAUUGGCAGCUGUCAGGACUACCAUGCCCUCAUGCAAUAUCUUGCAUUUACUAUAGAACCAACAAGCUAGAUGAGUACAUAGCACCUUGUUACUAUGUGGAUGAUUUCAGAAGCACACAUGUGCACUGCCUUCAGCCAGUAGAGGGAAUGAGUGCUUGGCCGGAGGAUGAUAGAGAAGCACUCAAUGCUCCUGGAUACAUAAAGAUGCCAGGAAGGCCAAGAACUAAAAGGAGGAGGGAGAUGCAUGAACCACCCAAGCCUACCAAAAUGUCCAAGUAUGGUACUGUCAUUAGAUGCACUAGCUGCAAGCAAAUUGGGCACAACAAAUCUACCUGUGCAAAGCAUCAUGGUGCAAGUUCUAGCAACCUAGGCAGUUCUGAGUAGCUUCCAUCACCAAGUCAACAGAUGGUGUUAUCAAACACACCAGGCAGUUCUGCUCAAAGCAGGAAGAGGAAAGCUGUCAGCCUUACUACAACAAGCACCACAGAACAUUCCAAGAGCAACCAAUCAAAGAGCAAGGCAGCAAUGGAUAGCCAGGAAGUGGUCAGGGUUGCUGCAAAGGCCAAGGUUUCAACAGCUCAGGGUGGAUCUGCUAGAGUAGAUCUUCAAGCAAUAGUUCCCCAUUCAAACAGCUCUACUACUGCGUCUGUGAGGCUCACAUCUGGCAAGGCAACUGUCACUGUCUCAGCUCAAGAGCCUACAAAAAACAAGCCAAAGAAGAGAGCUGGAGGAUUACUUAUUCUUCUGCCCUGGGAAGCAAAGAAGCUUUGAAUGUGCCAUUGUCAGUAAUGUUAGUGCAAUAUUUGAACUUCUUUUGUGAUGUAAUGGCAGACUAUUUAGCCAAGUAAUCUGUGAUGCCAAAAUGUUUGGCUAUGUGAUCUCUAUGAUGCCAUGCUAUUUGGCUCUCUUAUCAGUGAUGUAAGACAAAUUAUUUAUGUUGUCAUGCCAGACUGUUAGGCUAGCUAUGUCACUUAUUAUGUGUAUUUGAAUGUCAGACAAUGAAUGUUUGCUUAUCUGUUACUGCUGGAAGCCAAAUAUGGAGUCACAUUUUGCAUUGUCAUGAGGUUUGCUGCAGAAAUUGGCAGGUUUCAUACACUGUUUGUAUUUGUUUCAUUUCCUGCUGACAUGGACAUUUGCUGCAGAAAUUGACAUGU